AUAGCAUGGUUAAAGGAUGGAAUAGAUUUCAGUCUGCUAAGUCAGGGAGCAGGUAAAUUCGUUCAAAUUUGGUUCUAUAUUGACCCACAUAUCUAUCUAAACUCGACUAUAUAUAUAUAUAUAUACCACCCAUCGAGUUAAAACUAGAAUUUCAACCUAAAUAUGAAACCGAAUUCAGCGAAUGUUGUUGCUGAUGAAAUGUUUCCUGAGGGUGCCGGACCAUACAUAGAUAUUGAAGAGCCAGCAAAUUCGAGUGCACUUUUAAUGGAUUUAGCUGCUAAUGAAAAGUCAGUUCAUUCCGAUUUUCACAACACAGAUAUUCGGCGAGUUGUUCCCGACGCUGGAGUUUUAAACACUCUUGCAGAACAAGUUCGCCCUGAAGUCAAAGAGUACUUAACGCGAUUAAAUGUGGCAGAAAGACAGUACGACGCGAUAUCUAUCGAAUUGGACGACGCUAUGAGCAGAGGUUUACGUAAAGAAACGCAUUCAAAUUCAAGUGUAAAAAUGUAUCCGACAUUCGUCAGGCAACUACCAACAAGAAAAGAAAAUGGGACAUUUCUUGCUUUGGAUUUAGGGGGAACAAAUUUUAGAGUUUUAGGGUUAACACUAAAGUCAGCUGAUAAUACUUCUGAGGUUAAAAAGCCAGUAUCUGCUGAAAAGCAGUAUGAACUCUCAGCUGAAAUGAAAACGGGAGAAGGGGAGGCUCUUUUUGAAUACUUGUCCGCUUGUCUGUAUGACUUUGUUCGCUCUAAAGACUUUGUUAAUAUAAUUGAUGAACCAAGCAAAAACCGUCUAAGACCUUUAGGAUUUACGUUUUCCUUUCCAUGUAAGCAGUUAAGCCUUGGAGAAGCCUGUCUUACACAAUGGACAAAAGGUUUCAAAUGCGAAAACGUUGAAGGACGCGAUGUGGGACAACUCUUAAAUAAAUAUAUCACGAGAAAGUCGGAGAAUAUCGAAUGUUGUGCAGUACUGAAUGAUACUGUAGGAUGCACAGGGACAAAUGCUUGUUAUUUGGAGAAAAUAAACAAUAUAGAAACAUUACCUGAGAGCGAAAGGAAUUUAGAGCCAUCUGUGAUGAUUGUAAAUACGGAGUGGGGAGCUUAUGGCUCAAAUAGAAACGAAGUUUGCAUUCGUGGUAUUCGAACAGAUAUUGACAAAAUUGUUGACACUAAAUCCUUUAAUCCAAAUCGCCAAAUGUUAUUCGAAAAAAUGAUCUCUGGCCUAUAUCUAGGGGAAUUAGUUAGAUAUUAUUUGAUUGAAGGAAUUGAUAAAAAAAUUUUUUUUCCUUCUCAUGAUACAACACUUACCAGAACUAAACUUUCAAAGCCGUAUUCUUUCUUGACAAAACACAUAUCCAAAGUCGAAGCCGGUCAUGAUCCGAAAUAUGCUAAUCAAGUAGAUGACACUCUUAAACGAAUAAUCGGUUUACAAGGAGAAAUUACAAAUGAUGAUAGGUUAACACUUCGAUAUUUAUGCCAUCUUGCAUCGAAACGAGCAGCUUAUUUGGCUGGUACAGCUUUGUCUGUGCUUUUGAAAAGAGUUAGUAAUGGAGGGGAUGAGAUAAUUACCAUUGGAAUCGAUGGUACUUUACAUUACAAACAUCCUGCUUUUGAUUAUUACAUGCGUCAGCAAAUCAGAAGAAUGUAUGGGAAUAAGUUUGAAUUGCAACGAUCAGAAGAUGGCUCUGGUUUAGGUGCAGCAAUUGUAGCUGCUACAUCAUACUUAAACAAGAGAUUGACUAUAACAUCUGAAUAA
This is a messenger RNA of Dimorphilus gyrociliatus, 1755 nucleotides long. NCBI's taxonomy places the organism in Eukaryota, Metazoa, Annelida, Polychaeta, Dinophilidae. The record is from the annotation of a GenBank genome assembly.